This is a messenger RNA of Prosopis cineraria, 1117 nucleotides long. RefSeq names its product alkane hydroxylase MAH1-like. Gene Ontology annotation, molecular function: iron ion binding; heme binding; monooxygenase activity. The coding region runs from base 1 to 549 and encodes 182 amino acids. The transcript has a single exon. NCBI's taxonomy places the organism in Eukaryota, Viridiplantae, Streptophyta, Magnoliopsida, Fabales, Fabaceae. The record is from RefSeq and is a predicted model, not a curated record.
AUGACGUGUGACCCCAUGAAUGUUCAUCAUAUGUUGAGCAAGAACUUCGUCAACUACGUUAAGUGGCCUGAGUUUCGUGAAACCUUUAAAGCUUUCAGGGAUGGAAUUUUCACUAUCGAUUCAGACACGUGGAAAUGCCACAGGGUACUUCUCCAUUCCUCGUUUAAGACCAGAAGCUUUGAGAAGUCUCUAGAGAAGAUCAUCCGGGAUAGCGUGCAGAGUUGUCUCGUUCCUCUUAUUGAUCAUGUAGAGAGGAAAGGAAUUGAAGUGGAUUUGCAAGACAUGUUCAAUCGCUUCAACUUCGACACCAUUUGCUCCAAAAUCAUAGGAUCUGACCCUAAAUGCCUCGCCAUUGACUUCCCGGAAGUUGCAUGCGAGAGAGCUUUCAAUGAAGCUGAGGAGUUUAUAUUCUACAGAGACACGGUAUCUAAAUGCUUCUGGAAGCUUAAGAGAUGGCUAAGGAUUGGACCAAAGAAGAAGAUGGCCGAAGCAUGUGAAGUUUUUGACCGGUUCCUCCAUCAAAGUAUCGCAUCAAAAAUAGAGAGCUAAGCAAAAAUAACCAGAAGAAGAAAGAAAACGAUGACUUGCUAACAUGUCUGAUGAGGGAGGAAGAAGGAAAAGAACACGUGGAUGACAGGUUACCACAACUUCAGCGCUCACUUGGUUCUUUUGGCUUGUUGCUGCGCGCCCUUCAGUGGAAGCCAAGAUUCUUGAAGAGAUCGAAGAAGAAAGGGAAAUGAAAAAUCAAGUGUAUCUCCAUGGUGCUCUGUGUGAAGCUUUGAGACUGUAUCCUCCCAUACCUUUUGAGAGCAAGCAAACAAUCAAACACGACAUACUUCCAAGCGGACAUGAGGUUGGUCCCAAGACUGUGCAUUGAUAUCCCUGUAUGCCUUGGGAAGGUGUGAAGAAACAUGGCGAAAAGAUUGCUUGGAAUUCAAGCCUGAGAGAUGAAUCUUAGAGAGAGGACGCAUUGUGCACGUACCAUCAUACAAGUUCAUUAGUUUUAAUGCAGGACCAAGUACUUUCUUAAAAAAGGACUUGUCUUUCAUUUAAAUGAAGAUAAUGACGACUUCUAUUUUGAAGAAUUAUUAAGUUCACAUGGUGGAAGAUCAUCAUA